UUUGUUGCUUUUCAGCCUAUGCGCAUGAUUGCACAGUUGUGUUUAUAAAAAUAAAAUGUGCCAUUUUUUCCGAUUAUAAAAGUACAUGUUGAGAGUAGGAUUAUAGGGAAAUUUUAUGAACAAUUUUAUGUAAGUUUAAAACUUAGAAAAAAUGGACAAUUUCCUUGAAGGAUGCAGAUGGUCAAAGCUCAUUUUUGCUACAAAGGACAUUAUUGGGACAUUUGAUUGAAACUACAAUGGAGUUUGAGGAUUAGAUAAUAGUCAUGUAUUCAUAUCAAUGGUCUGAUUUAAUGAAUGUACUAGGUUCUCUUAGAAUGUUCUUGCUUACUGGAAAAAUACACUCUUUAGAGAUGAUGUGCAUCAGCGCUGCAAUUUCCUCUCUAUUGGACUCCCUUGAAUAAGUUCUCUGAACUCCACUUUCAACUUUUUUGCUAAGUUUGGGUUUAUUUAAAAAAAAAAACUAACAGUACUUCCAUUCUCCUGCAUAACACGCACAUAUUUUAACAGGAAGUUUUCUUUCUUUUAUAGCGGAAAUGGAGCCUCCUUUCUGGAGUAAUAGUUCAGUAAAUGUCUUCAGUCACAUAAUCAGAAGUGAAUCCCCUACACUACAGUCUACUGAAUGGUCUUAUCAUUUUCGACACUUUGUAGAUUCUUGCCUCCAGAAAGUCCCUCAAGAUCGCCCUACAUCACAGAAACUUUUAAAGCACAUGUUUGUUCGUCGGGAGCGCCCUGAAACAGUGUUAAUCGAUCUUAUUCAGAGGACAAAGGUGCUUUCCCAGGAGGCACAUAAUGGACCAGCAGUAGAGUCACAGGAAGAAGAGGAACUAGAUUACUGUGUUGGAUGGAAAGGGACAGUGAACAGUGUUGAAAGUCAUCAGUCUGUUCCCAGUAUGUCCAGUGGGGCCAGAAGUCAAAGCACUAGUGUCAACAGUUUUCCAGAUGCCUCAGAUGCUGAGAGAGAGCUAGACAUGAUGGAGGGAUACCACACAGUCACACCUAGCAGUCCUGUCAUCCAUUUAAAACCCGGGAGUAUUUGGAUUUCAGUGAAAAAAAGUUCAAAUUUGGUAACUAAUUUUCUUACUCUGCUUAGUCUAAGAGUUUGGGGUUUUUUUUUCCUUUGA
Manis pentadactyla (Chinese pangolin) is the source of this 1121-nucleotide messenger RNA. RefSeq names its product serine/threonine-protein kinase TAO1-like. NCBI's taxonomy places the organism in Eukaryota, Metazoa, Chordata, Mammalia, Pholidota, Manidae. Bases 534 to 1121 code for a protein of 195 amino acids. Gene Ontology annotation, biological process: execution phase of apoptosis. The record is from RefSeq and is a predicted model, not a curated record. The transcript has 4 exons.